CAUAGAUGAAAGAAAGUCCCGAGGACAAAGAAACAAUUAAAUUUGUACGCAAACCUAUCAAAUGUUUUAACCAAAACCUGCUAAAACUUGUUCAAGACACUGGUGAAUUUCCGAGAGAAUUUAAUCUAUCUCAGCGUCUAGCCUUCCACAUGAAGUGCAUUCAAAAGUAUUUGACUACUGACUGUUUAAUUGAGCUUAAAUUCUGAAUUUGAAUGGUAUUGAAUUCGCGGGAAUUAUAAAUAAUUAGCGGGAAAAAUAAAUAAUGCCCUUUAACAUAUCCCAAAACGAUGGCAUCAUGAUAAACCAAAACAAACAACAGUUACAGCUGAGCACAAAUAAGUCGAGGCUACCAAAUUGAAAGCAUUGCCAUAUAAAAAGCAUUUCAAUCUAUGAGAAAUCCUUAUCACUGGACAAUGGAUGGACAAGUGUUACACAGCGUUAAGCGUGAAAUACCACAGUUUAUUCAAAACUACAUUGCAUCUGCCGAAUGUCUCAUUGACGCCUAUAAGAGGAAAACAUGUUUAGUUUUAACCAAAAAUUUGAAAUUGUUUGAGUUUCAUCAAAAACAAUUAAUGGCCAGUAUAGAUCUAACAAAGACAUGCUUGAAUAGCGUAAAGAAAGAACUUGGCGACAAUGGCUACUCUUCUCAGUAUCCUACGGCAUCGGAUUCUUCCUCCACGGAUUACACGAAAGUUUGCAUUGGUAAAUAUGUCCGUCAUUCCAUCACACUUAUCAAAGUAUAUAUCAUAGUUCGAUGUUGGGAUAAAUGCAUAAUCUUGUUGCGAUUGCCCAACUUCAAGGGAUUUGAAGUGAAAGCAGAAUACAAAGAUAUUCAAGACUUUCGAAUUACGCAUGGUCAUAUUAAAUUUUGUCCCGUAUUACAGUUGGAGUUCAAAGAUGGCACAAUUAAAAGUACAGACUUUGAAGAGGACAGUGAUGCGCAAACAGACAUCUCAGACUUCGUGGAUAAGAAAGCCGAGUUUAAACUUCUACUGGAGAGAGUCCGGAGUGCCAAAACAGAAUUGAAACUUCAUGAGACUAUUACAGGACAUUCAUUUGAACGUUUGCAGAACAAGUUAACCUAUGGCUUACCUUACACAAGAAGCCUUAAGUUAGAAGAGAAGCAAAUGCUAGCUCGAUGUGGCGAUGUGUGGAAACGACUUACUCCUCAAAACGAGUUGGUUAUUGGUGUGCCAUUAGUCAAUCAAUGUGCAUCUCCAAAUCUAACAGUAUUGCAAAAUAUUCAGCCAACUUUACAAGUGGGUUCGUCGUCGACGUCAUCUGUGGUCAUUCAAUAUCGUUUAUUUCAGUUAAAACAAUUAUUUAAUCAAUUAGAUUCUGUAGACACAUUUUUACAAUCUGAGGAUGAACAAAUGCAGGCAAACGUAUGGAGUUCUGACUGUAAAUGCAAGCUUCUACCAGAGUCCUAUGUUAUUUUUGUAAUGAAAAUUAAGCUGUCUGACAUAAUAUCUCUCAGUGAUGCUCCUCUAUUGUUGCACUAUGAAGUCCUAAAAGAUUGUUACUCGACAAAAACCACAACUCAGCUGCAAAUAUAUUUGGAAACAAUUGACUUUGACAAAAUUUUGUUCAAACAACGCCCAAUGUAUGAAUUGUAUUUUCAGCCGCCUACAUUACAUCAGGAUUUUCUAUCAAUUGCAAUAUCAUCGCAUGAAACAAAUCUAAACAUUACUUUCGAACAACCCAAGGAUUUGGAGAUUUUUGAAAAGUGUUUGCAGCAAAAGUUUGACUUUCAGAAGUUACCUUCAUUUGCGGAAGAAACCUUAAAUCACAGCGUAUACUACAACAAUUUCAGAAACUCAUUAUGGUUCGGCUGUCUAUGUUUACGUUAUGCUGAGAUUGAAGAGAAUGAGCAUGACAAUUUAAUAACAUCUUGGAAGUUGUAUUGUCCGGAUAAAGAUAAAAUUUUAUUGUUUCUAAAAAUGCUUUUCCAUGAUUUGCUAACACUGCAAAGCAAUCUAGUUUCAAUAGAGAAUGGUAAUAAAAACAUGUCCCAACAUGCUAUUGUUGUCGCCGAAUUCGAAAAUGCUCUAAGGGAAGAACUUUACAAUUUUAAACAAUUCCUCAGCGAAGCGAAAAUUGUCGACAAAUUCUCAAACAGUUUUAUCAACGUUGGUAAGGCUCAAAGAAAAUCGGAUUAUUUGUACCAAAAUCUGAAACAUAAGGAAACCUCAAUAAAUGUUGAAUAAAUAAAAUUACAAAACAGUUGUGCGCUGCAUUUUUGAAUAGA
This is a messenger RNA of Stomoxys calcitrans (stable fly), 2248 nucleotides long. RefSeq lists its product as uncharacterized. The transcript has 2 exons. NCBI's taxonomy places the organism in Eukaryota, Metazoa, Arthropoda, Insecta, Diptera, Muscidae. The record is from RefSeq and is a predicted model, not a curated record. The coding region runs from base 390 to 2207 and encodes 605 amino acids.